Molecule: messenger RNA, 3168 nt
Organism: Ooceraea biroi (clonal raider ant)
Lineage: Eukaryota; Metazoa; Arthropoda; Insecta; Hymenoptera; Formicidae
Molecular function (GO): nucleic acid binding
Source: RefSeq, a predicted model, not a curated record
UUUUCAAUUAGUUAAAGGCCAGCAGCAUAGGAAAUUAUGUGCCGCGUGUCGUCGUGAGUCGCCGCGAGUAUUUGAAAGAUUCGCCGUCAUCAUCGUCAUCGAUCCCGGAUCCCGGAUUGCAUACGGUGUGUCCUGCGACGCGCGUCUGGCCGCGUGCGUCUCGCGCGCGGGUACCGUGCCGCGUCGCGACGCGUCUCGCGCGCGUGCUGGUCCCGUCUGUCAACCAGCCAGCGCGGAAAGAUCGAUCUCCCAUCGGCGGUCUCUCUCUACGUUUUCGGGACAUCCGGAGUGGAACGUGUACGUUCGCCGAGUGUUUACCAGGAUCACGUUGUGGACUCGUUACUUCCCCCCGUUCCGCCUUGCCUCCGCCUCUUCCCCGCGCGCAACCCCCUUGAUCCUGUACGAGGAGCGAUGACUCGUCGCCAGUGACGACGGCCACGGGAGUUAGGAGACAGGUCGAUCUCCUGCCCUGUGUACCUGGCCUGCCACGUCGCACCGCGCCGCUCCGCUUCGCUCCGCGCCGAGCAGCGCGUCAUCAUCGCCGGGACAUCCCCGGCGAUCUUCGAGAACCAGAGUCACUCGCGGGAGCGAGGAUGCUGCGCGCGGUCUUCGCCGUCUUGCUGCCACGGCUCCUCGUACUGACGUCGCUGCUGAUUCACUCAGGUGUCGUCGUCGCCCUACGCAUGACGUCGCUGCAGAUACCGCAGCACGUCGUGCUGAAUGCGACAGUGCGCAUGCAGUGCAACUUCAACUUGGACAAAGAGAUAUUGUACGCGGUGAAGUGGUACAAGGACGGCCACGAAUUUUAUCGCUACGUGCCUAGCGACGCGCCACAGGUCGUAACGUUCCCGGUGCCCGGCGCAAACGUGAACCCGCGCGAUUGCAGCCAGAGUUCGGUCGUCUUGAACAACGUGAAUCUGACGAGCUCGGGGAGAUAUCGAUGCGAGGUGUCGGCCGAGGCUCCUGUCUUUCAGACGGUCUCCGAUCACGCGGACAUGUUUGUAGUCGUUCUACCUAACGAAGGACCGCAGAUAACCGGUGGUCGUUCCAAGUAUCAGGUGGGCGAUGUCGUUCGCAUGAACUGCACGUCGGCACCUUCGCAACCAGCCGCGCAGUUGUCUUGGUACAUCAACGACGAGCUGGCCAACAGCGACUACCUGGUGGGGCCCCACGUAGUCGCCAGCGGCGAGAACGAUUUGGAAACCGUGGUGCUCGGUCUCGAGUUCCGCGUCGCGAACAAGCACUUCAGGCGGGGCGACAUGAAGCUAAAGUGCUUGGCCACAGUGGCUACGGUCUAUCGGCAGAGUAACGAGGAGAGCGUGGAGGGCGACGAGAGCUUUCUGAAAACGCCUAUAAUGGAGAGCCGUGAGACCCGGGCGCAGAGCCACACUCGCGAGGACCUGACAAACGGUAAGCAACGCGGAUCACCCGUUCCUUUCCUGGCCACGCUGCCGCAAUUGCGCAACGUAUCCGCGUUAUCGAUUAACACCCUGAUGCAGAACUCAACUUUUACCCUGCCCAUUAGGAAGAUCCGUAGACGUCACAGCUCACUGGACGAUCCUCAUCGUCAUGCUGGUCACAUCGAUUGCAGUGGCGCGAUAAUAACGACGACGGAUAUCUUUUCCACGUUGCUUCCUGAUCGUAUAAACGUUAGGAGAUCCGUCUCACCCUAUCUACUACUAACUCUCCUGAUUCGCGUAACCAUAUGUAGAGGAAAAUGGAAAACGUUUAAGUGUCAUCACGUGACAGUAGUUCGCCGCGCUUUCGUGAAGACGCGUAUACAUGAAGUAAGGUUAAGUAGCUUUACAUCUCUGAUUGGGUACUUGUACUUGUGCUCCGGGAUUAGUUUUCCGAUUUUCACUUUUACGAUGGAGCCUAUGUCAUUGGGAUCACCGAUGAGUAGUCCUAUGCAAAGUUCCAUGAGUCCGGGCAGCUCCUCGGCGUACUUGCCGAGCUUUCUUCUAGGCGAUACCAACACUCCAGCUAAGAUCAGCAUAACGAGUCCUCAGGAUAAUCCGCGUCACUUGAGCUUUACCAACGCCAGCCUGAUGUCGCCGGUUUCGUACGGGACUCCAGACUACCGAUCCAAUCGUCAGAAGGCAGUAUUUGGCAGUACUACCACUCCCACUACGUCACAGAUUAGCACGAAGAACCAUACCGGAGGACCCCCGACACGCGGAUUGUUCGACAGCCUCGAGGUAUCGCAGAUAUCAUCGCCGCACGCGUCCGUCGCGAGUCCAGCCGUCACGCCGGUGUCCACGACCCAGGCCAGGCUCAUGACCAGCACGAUAACCAGUCCGCUGCUCUUUCCGGACACUUCGAUGAGCCUGAGCGCGAGCGAGUCGCAGAGCCUGCUGCAGUGGGUGACCGUGUUCGGUUUCCUGCCGACCGACAUCAACACCGUGCUGUCCCACAUCUCCAGCAGGGUGCGCAUAGUGGAUAAACACCCGGCACCGCAACCCCAGAGCAAUUGGAUACACCUGAAAUGCGCGUCGGAGCAGGAAGCGCAGAAGGCCCUCACGUGCAACGGCAGCAUCGUUUCCGGCUCGAUUAUGAUCGGCGUUAUACCGUGUACGGACGAAGGCGUCGUCUUAGGUUCCGACAAGGAGAAUCGCGCUAAAUUGAACGGGAGCAUGAGAUCGCUCUCGACCAUCAGCAAAGCCCAUCAGUCCCCGUUCAGCGUGUCGCCCAGCGCGAGGCGACGGAAGCUAAGAUCCCUGGCGGCUGGUUACAGCCAGCAUCUCAGCCCGCAGUACGCGCAAACGCCGGAAAGCAUUCCACAAAAAUCCACCGGCUUAGUAUCGAAAGCGAUGGAGUACAUGUUUGGUUGGUAGUUUGCUUUCACGACCAAAUCAGAUGCGAACGUGAUAAUUGUUAAAGAGAGUGAGCAAAAGAUCUAAGAGAGAAAAUUGUGAGGGGGAAUCGCAUUUUGACUUCUCGAGCGCUCAAUCCAGCCUCAGAUCGAGAUAAUAGUGUAUAUGAUUUUCAAGUGAAUUUUUAAAAUCGAGCGAUUACGUUUAACUCCAAGUAUAUAAACGCAGGUCGCCUUCUUAAAGGUGAUUUUUAGUUAGAAUUAAAUUUGCAUGAAUUUCUUCGCCAUUUUGAUAGGCUGGAAACUUUGAAAGUUGUUACAUAAUUUAGAAUAAAGAAUAAAGUGUUUAAAAAGGU